GCCGAAGGGAGCUGUCCUUCUCUCCUGAGGGCGAAGCUGCGGCCUAGCCAAGAUGGCGGCGUAUUUGACCCACCAGCAGAAGGUGCUGAGGCUCUACAAGCGAGCGCUGCGGCACCUGGAGUCCUGGUGUGUCUUUCGGGACAAGUAUCGCUUUUUCGCCUGCUUGCUGAGAGCCCGCUUUGAUGAGCACAAGAAUGAGAAGGAUAUGGUGAAAGCAACAAAGCUGCUGAUGGCAGCGGAACAAGAAUUUUGGGAGAACCAGCAUCCUCAGCCUUACAUCUUCCCUGAUGCUCCAGAAGGCACAGCUUAUGAGAGAUACGACUGCUACAAGGCUCCCGAAUGGGUUCUAGAUUUCUGGCAUCCUUCGGAGAAGGCGAUGUACCCAGAUUACUUUGCCAAGAGAGACCAGUGGAAGAAGCUGCGGAUGGAAAGCUGGGAGAAAGAGGUCCAGCAGCUUCAGGAAGAAACCCCACCAGGUGGCCCUCUGACCGAAGCUCUGCCUCCAGCCCGCAAGCCGGGACACCUGCCGCCUCUGUGGUGGGAUUACGUGACUGCGCCCCGUGAGCGUCCAAUGUAAAACAAAAAAAUUCAUUCUACACAGUUUUCGUGAACAGGGUUACGCCGUUCAAGCAGGAGAGAUUCUUAGCAUGCAGAAACGAGUCAGCGUGCACAAUAAAACAAAAUACGUUGUGUGCAAA
Heteronotia binoei (common prickly gecko) is the source of this 698-nucleotide messenger RNA. RefSeq names its product NADH:ubiquinone oxidoreductase subunit B9 (gene NDUFB9). Lineage: Eukaryota; Metazoa; Chordata; Lepidosauria; Squamata; Gekkonidae. Gene Ontology annotation, biological process: mitochondrial electron transport, NADH to ubiquinone. The transcript has 4 exons. The record is from RefSeq and is a predicted model, not a curated record. The coding region runs from base 53 to 577 and encodes 174 amino acids.